AUGGUAUGUGAGGACUUGCCAAAGGAAAUGUGCACUUUCUCAAUAGCUUCAUCAGGAAAGAGAUGUUUGUUGGAGACAGAGAAAGGCAUCAAUGGUGAAAUUGAGUAUCAAUGUAGAACAUCUGAAGUUGUGGUGGAGAGAAUGGCGGAGUACAUCGAAACCGACCAAUGUGUCGAGGCAUGCGGUGUUGAUAGGAAUUCUGUUGGUAUUUCAUCUGAUGCUUUCUUUGAGCCACAAUUCACCGGCAAACUUUGCUCCCCAACUUGUUAUGAGAAGUGUCCUAACAUUGUUGACCUUUUCUUCAAUUUGGCAGCUGGAGAAGGAGUAUUUUUGCCGGAACUUUGUGAAAAACACAAGACAAACCCUCGUCGUGCUAUGGUUGAACUUGUUAGCUCUGGAGCUGCAUUUGGCCCUAUUUCAUCGAUUUCAUAUGACAUUGUGUUAGCACCUUCACCAGCACCCAUUUUGGAUACUAAUUCAGAGGACAAUGUAUCAAAAUUGAAACAUAUCUUCUGCAAAGGAUUGAAUCUCACUCACUCAUCAGUCUCUACCAUAUGUGGUUAAA
Messenger RNA from Trifolium pratense (red clover), 565 nucleotides. RefSeq lists its product as uncharacterized. The record is from RefSeq and is a predicted model, not a curated record. The coding region runs from base 1 to 564 and encodes 187 amino acids. The transcript has 2 exons. NCBI's taxonomy places the organism in Eukaryota, Viridiplantae, Streptophyta, Magnoliopsida, Fabales, Fabaceae.